AUAAAUACAUGUUAUACCCGGUUUUAUCCACAAACAUACAUUUCUGAGUGUUACACGAGAACAUUUGACGUGCCGUGAGGAGCCACAAACAGUGGAGGCAGCGAGCAUGGCGGACGCGGCCGGGGGUCAGCUCUCCAAGAAUAUGUUCUAGGUGAAAGAGUUGUGUGGGGAUGAGUGUGCGGCUUCUCCAUGGUGUGUGGAGGGCAGCUGCCCCAGUGUGUGGCAAGGUGUUGGCGAGUGAUGGAUGGCUGUGUCCCAGCACUGCCAGAUCCUUCACACACUCCUACUCCAGGAGCAGUGAGCUGAAAAGAAGGCAAAAGGCAGAGAAGAAGGCACAGGAGAAAGUUGAAAAAGAAGCAGCUCAAGCAGCCAAAUCCAGCCAGGCAUCUGCUAAACCCAAGAUAAAUGAGGAAGAGACGAGCCCCAAUGAAUACCUCAAGCUGAGGACUCAGUAUGUACAGCAGCAGAAGGAUGCUGGCAAGAAUGUCUACCCUCACAAAUUCCAUGUUAGCACCUCUCUCACGAGCUUCCUGGACACCUACAAAGACCUGACCCAGGAGCAGCAGGGCCAGGAGGAAGUUACUGUGGCUGGGAGGGUUCAUGCCAUCCGAGAGAGCAGCCAGAAGUUGCGGUUUUAUGACCUCAGAGGGGAAGGUGUUAAGUUGCAGGUAAUGGCUAACUUAAAAUUCUAUGAGAAUGAGGCAGCCUUCAUUGAAGAUUGUGACAGAAUACGACGUGGAGAUAUUCUAGGUAUCAAGGGUAUUGCCCUGAGGACCAAGACUGGAGAAUUGUCCAUCCGUCCCUCCAAGCUGCAGGUGCUGGCUCCUUGCCUCCAUAUGUUGCCCCACCUUCAUUUUGGUGUCAAGGAUCAAGAAACCAGGUACCGCCAGCGAUAUCUUGACCUCAUCAUCAACUCGGACGUUCGCAAGAAGUUCUUAGUGAGGGCCAAUAUUGUGUCUUACCUUCGUAAGUUUUUUGAUGACUUAGGGUUUCUGGAAGUUGAGACUCCAAUGAUGAGCAUGAUUGCUGGAGGAGCCACUGCCAAGCCUUUUGUGACCCAUCACAAUGAACUAGACCAAGACCUUUUCCUAAGAGUAGCUCCUGAGCUCUACCUCAAGAUGCUUAUUGUAGGUGGUAUUGACAGGGUAUAUGAAAUUGGAAAGCAGUUCAGGAAUGAAGGCAUUGACCUGACUCACAAUCCAGAGUUUACCACACUAGAGUUCUACAUGGCCUAUGCAGACUAUAAUGAUCUUAUAGAGAUCACUGAAAAAUUACUAUCCGGAUUGGUGUAUCAUAUAUUUGGCACAUAUAAAGUGAAACUGCACCCUCAGGGCCCAGAAGGUGAGGAGUGGGAGAUUGAUUUCAAGCCUCCUUACAAGAGACUGCAUAUGUUCCCAGAGCUAGAGAAAGUCCUUGACACCAAACUGCCACCACCUGAUCAGCUCAACUCAGAGGAUGCUCGCAAAAUCUUAAGUGACCUUUGUGAAAAGCAUGAGAUUGAGUGCCCACCUCCUCGGACAUCUGCUCGUCUUCUGGACAAGCUUGUUGGUGACUUCCUUGAGGAGCAGUGCAUUAACCCAACUUUCAUUAUGGACCAUCCACAGGUCAUGAGUCCCCUUGCUAAGUACCACCGUUCCAUCAAAGGUCUUACCGAGAGAUUUGAAGUCUUUGUGGCAAAGAAAGAGAUAGUUAAUGCCUACACAGAGUUGAAUGAUCCCCUAGACCAGAGAGCCAGAUUCACGCAGCAAGCUCAAGACAAAGCAGCUGGGGAUGAUGAGGCACAGAUGAUAGAUGAAAACUUCUGCACAGCUCUGGAGUAUGGCCUUCCUCCAACUGGAGGAUUUGGUUUGGGUAUUGACAGAUUAAGUAUGUUCCUCACAGAUUCAUACAACAUAAAGGAAGUACUAUUCUUCCCAGCCAUGAGGCCAGAACAACAGAAAAAGACCUCCGAAGAAGAUAGCAACAAGGAAAAUCAGCCUGUCUCAUAGUAUUUACUUGAAUAUUUUCCUGCAAAAGUGAAGUUCAUUGAAAGUAUCUCAGGUGAUUGGAAAAUUUCUAACAGACCUUUGCCACUAAAUCAUUGGUCAAAAUUUGUGGUGUGUAAACAUUAACCUUUCUGAUUUUAUGCUUGGGGUAGUUUCUCAUGUAAUCAAUUUGUAAUUUUUUACAUACCAGAUUCACUGUUUCUGCUGUCUGCACUUGCUAUCCAAAGUUAUUUAUUUAAAGUUAUGUAGAUCA
Molecule: messenger RNA, 2238 nt
Organism: Eriocheir sinensis (Chinese mitten crab)
Lineage: Eukaryota; Metazoa; Arthropoda; Malacostraca; Decapoda; Varunidae
Gene: LysRS
Product: lysine--tRNA ligase-like
Exons: 5
Coding region: 171-1988 (605 amino acids)
Biological process (GO): lysyl-tRNA aminoacylation
Cellular component (GO): mitochondrion; cytoplasm; aminoacyl-tRNA synthetase multienzyme complex
Molecular function (GO): lysine-tRNA ligase activity; tRNA binding; ATP binding
Source: RefSeq, a predicted model, not a curated record